UGUAGACUCCAGCAGCAACCACUCCAAGUGUGCAGACUGCUCCGACGCCGACCUAUAAUCUUUCUAUCGUGCCAUCCGCGAAUGCUACCAUGGUACCGGAAUAGAUGGAGAUGGUACCAAUGCCACCUAUGCCUCCAACAGGGUAUUACCCACCGGCAUAUGGUUGGCAACCGCUGACUUGGGGAUACGGACAGAAGCAGCCGAGUGUGAAUCCGUUUCCUGGCCCAGGACAAUGGGCCUGGUUCACUAAGGAACAUCUCGAUUUGAUCGAGAAAUGGAAGGCGCGCAAUGCGACAGAAGAAUCGAAGAGAAGCGGCCAUGCAGAAUCAAGCGGUGGAUCCAACUCGACCAAGAAUAGGAAGACGAAAGGGAAAGAAGACGACGAUAGCGAAGCCAGAAUUAAAUCAUGGAUAUCAAGCACGUUUGGUAACUCAUUGAAGAAGAUCGCUGAGAAGUUGGAUGACGUGGAUAAGCGUAUGGUGGCCGCCAUGGCUGAACGAGGAGGAGAUGAGGAGGAGAUGAGGAGGAGAAGGGACGUCACGCGGAGCAUCGAGAAUGGAGUGAAGAUGUGCCCCCUGAGAAUCAACAUAUUGGAUGAAGAAGGGGAUGGGAAAGUACUGAGUCGGAGUAACCGUGAUAACGCGAUAGGAGAAGACGGAUCUGGAAACGCAGGAGGGGACGCGGUGAAGCUUAACGAGAUCAAAGGAAUUUUGGUCGAAUUGAUGGGAAAAAUGGGCAAGAACGCGAAUUCGGGAGGUAGAACGACUGAAUUAAAAGAACGAGAAGUCGUGCGAAAGGGAAAAGGAAAAUUGAUGGAGGUUGAAUCAGAAGAAGUAUCGGAGGAGGAGAGUGAUCACACGAAGAAGGAUUCUGAUCAAGCUUAUGUGAUGGAAUACAUGAGAUGCAGGCUCGACUACUACAUGACUUUGAAGUACAAGGAGCUGCGUGCGCUCUGCAAGAAGCGGGAAUUAAAGUGCGAAAGGAAGGAUAAAGGAGCAUGGGAACUUGCAAAACAAGACACUGAAGUGUUCUCCAAGCUGGUGAAUACCAUUGGAGACGAAGAGAGAGAACGGACGGACGACGAGGAAGAAGAAAACGACGAGGAAGAGGACUCCGAGGAAAAGGCGGAGGAUGACGUGGCGGGCAACUAACUUGAAGUACGCUUAGCCUAUUUAAGCGU
Messenger RNA from Chara braunii, 1180 nucleotides. The record is from the annotation of a GenBank genome assembly. Lineage: Eukaryota; Viridiplantae; Streptophyta; Charophyceae; Charales; Characeae.